AUGACGCAAUACUUAAAAUUUUUCAUAAUUAAUUUAUUAUUUAUUUAUUCAAUUGAUUAUUUAUCCGUAAGUGGGAUGAAAAAUGAAAGUAAGUUUAUAGCAACAAAUGAAUGGCAGACUGUAAAAAAAGGCCAGCCAAUACCUAGUGGGCUUCAUAUUAGAUAUAAUUUUGAAACAAAAGUAACAGAAGCUAAAUUAAUGGAUAAAGAUGAUAAUGACAAUAAAUCACCCAGUUCAUUGACGAUUCACCCAGAAGCAUUAGUAAAUGAUGAAGAUGAUAUUUUAGUUCAUAAUAAUGAACAGCACAGUAAACUAAAAUUAUCUCUAGAAGAAUUAAAAACACGCCUAAAAAAAAUAAAAACAGAUGCUAACAAUAAUAUGAAUCAGGCCGAAGAUAAUACCGAGAAAAAAUAUCGAAGCUACGAAGAGUUAAAGGAUGAAUUGAAAUCUAUUGAUAUGAAUAUUACAACUGACUCAGAAAUAAUGAUUGAUCUUUUUCAACGAUUUAAAAUAUAUGACCAUUCAUUAACUAGUGGAUCUCUUCAAAGUACUGAGAUUGAAGAUAUUUUGCAGAUAUUUAAUGAUUUAGAAUAUUUACUUCAUCAAAUAGACAUUGCACAAUUAUUUGCUGAUAUGGAAGGGAUGUCAAAAAUAAUUUCACCAUGCUUGAAUACAACAAAUGACGAUUUAAAGAUAGAAGCAUUAAGAGUACUUGGAACUGCUGUACAAUUAAAUCCAAAAGUUCAACAAAAAGCUUUAAAUAAUGAUUUAGUACAAAAGCUUUUACAUUUAUUAUCAGUUAAUAACAAACCUUUAGUACGAUCAAGAUGUUUAUUUGCGUUAGGAGCAUUAAUAAGACAAUUUCCGUCAGCACAAAAGGCAUUUAUUGACCACGGAGGACUGGAAAUAUUUGGAAAAAUUUUAAAAAACGAUUUUUUACAAACUCAAUUCAGAGCAAUUAAGCUGAUCACUGAUUUAGCAAUAGAAAGAGAGCUUAUAAAUAAGACUGAAGAUGAAGGACUUCGGUUGAGAAAAGUUCAAGAGUAUAAAAAAACUAACUUCGAGCAAAAACUGAUAUUACAUAAUUAUUGUAAAUAUUUAUCGAGUAUUGUACAAAAUAAUUUUAUACAAGAUGAUAUUUCUCUUGAUUCUUCGAUGGAAAUGAAUGAGUUUCUUCAGGUAGUACUCGAAAAUAUGAUUGUGUUAUGUCCUGUUUGUAAAGAUGAAUUUCGUAAUCAUGAGCAUAGACUUUCCACAACAUUUAGUGAAAUAAUUAAUUACUAUAAUAAAAUAAAAAACUCUAAAAUUUGGCAGGAAAAUGAAAUGCUUGAGAAUAAUUUAGAGCAACUAUCGAAUUUACAAAAACUAAUUUUUGAAGAUUUUCAUGAUGAACUGUAA
Molecule: messenger RNA, 1398 nt
Organism: Cotesia congregata
Lineage: Eukaryota; Metazoa; Arthropoda; Insecta; Hymenoptera; Braconidae
Source: the annotation of a GenBank genome assembly